CAAAAAAAAAGAAGGUUCCAAUAAACGAGGGAGGGAGAGAGAGAGAACAGAGACGCCAUCACCACCCACUCCGAGCUCGAGCUGAACGAACCGUUCCAAUUUCAGACACACAUAGAGAGAGAGAGAGAGAGAGAGAGAUUCUUGUUCUUGUUCGAGGAAGUCUAGAUUAGAUUGGAUAGGUGACAGGAUAAGCCCAUUUUUUGCGGUCCGAUAACAAUACAAAUCACCUCCGGCCCUGUCUGUUCUUCUUUCCCCUCCCUUUUUCUCGUCGUUUUCUCGGUUCCAAUUUUGCCCCCCUCUGCUGCCUACCCAGUUUGUUUCCUCCUGCUGGCCUUCCGAUGGCCUCCCCAGCUGCGGCGACGCCCUUCCUGUUCCUCUUCAUGGCCGCCUUCUCGGCGGUGCGGUGCGUGUCGUCGGAAUCGCCGCCUUUGUGCCCCGUCGAAUCAGCUCCGUUGCUGCUCCCUCUGCAAUCUCAGUGCCCCGCUUCGAUCUCCCUCAAUCCGCAUCUUCAGGUGGAUGGGGACUUCCUCGAGAGAGUUCUGUCUUCCAAACAGCAGAGUGGCUAUACGUCUGUCCUCUUCUAUGCUUCCUGGUGCCCUUUCUCUCAGAGGCUUAUACCAACAUAUGAUGUCCUUAGUUCCAUGUUUCCUCAGAUCGACCAUUUGGCAGUCGAACAAUCUUCAGCCAUGCCGAGUCUUUUUUCAAGGUAUGGGAUCCAUAGCGUGCCAUCGAUAAUGUUGGUCAGUGAGACUUUAAGAGUGAGAUAUCAUGGUCCGAAGAAUUUUGUCUCCCUUGUGAAGUUUUACGAGAGGGUCACUGGGCUUAAACCAGUUCAGGACAUUGUGGAUGAUGAGCCAAUGAGUCCGAAUAGGUUAGCGCCGAAGGACAUGCUAGAAAGAGAACCUUACUUAGUUUUCUCCAUAUUGUUCAUCUGUUUGAGGGUACUCCUCAUGAGACUACCAGGAACUUUGUCUUGGAUGAAAUCUUUCUGGGUCUCAUAUGUUCCCCAUUUCAACUUGGGAAUCUUGGGAGAAACAAGCCAGAUAUCGAGCCGCGUCCUCCACACGAUCGAUGUUAGAAGAUUCUGGACGAAGCUGAGACACUGUAAAACCCAAAAUUUCCAUGGGGGCACAAAAAAUGCCCGAGCUUGGGCAUCUUCAUUUGCUUCCGUCUCGUUAGGCGAGCCCUCAUCAGCUAGAUCGUCGACUUAGGUAGAGAUUGAGGUUUAGCAAAGUAUUCUCUUCUCUGGGACAAUUAGUUGCGCCCUUCCAGGCGCCGUUGAUCACUAAUCUUAAACUUUAGUUUGAAGUGUUCCUCGGAGCAGCUGUUGUUUUUAUUUUUAUUUUUUUUCGCUCUUUUGAGUUGGGGUUUCCCUCCUCGACAAAAAGCUUGUAAAUUCGGAAGCAGCUUUCCUCGUGUAUAAUAUUAGUCACUUCAGAGGAACAAUCUUCACACAGUAAUCCGAAUGUACGAUAAUUAACCGCA
Molecule: messenger RNA, 1485 nt
Organism: Punica granatum (pomegranate)
Lineage: Eukaryota; Viridiplantae; Streptophyta; Magnoliopsida; Myrtales; Lythraceae
Source: RefSeq, a predicted model, not a curated record